Messenger RNA from Marasmius oreades (fairy-ring Marasmius), 681 nucleotides. RefSeq lists its product as uncharacterized. The coding region runs from base 1 to 681 and encodes 226 amino acids. Gene Ontology annotation, molecular function: proton-transporting ATPase activity, rotational mechanism. The transcript has 6 exons. Gene Ontology annotation, cellular component: proton-transporting two-sector ATPase complex, catalytic domain. The record is from RefSeq and is a predicted model, not a curated record. NCBI's taxonomy places the organism in Eukaryota, Fungi, Basidiomycota, Agaricomycetes, Agaricales, Marasmiaceae. Gene Ontology annotation, biological process: proton transmembrane transport.
AUGUCCCGACCGCUCAACGACGAUGAGGUCCUUAAUGAGCUCAAUAAGAUGGUCGCUUUCAUCAAACAGGAGGCCCUUGAGAAAGCUAGAGAAAUCAGAGUGAAGGCGGACGAGGAAUUUGCGAUUGAGAAGGCAAAGUUGGUCAAGCAGGAGCAACAGGCGAUCGAUGCUCAGUUUGAGAAGAAAAUGAAAGGAGCUGAAAUCUCACAGAAAAUUGCGCAGUCAACACUAACGAACAAGUCACGUCUCAAACUUUUGCACCGCCGCGAAGAACACCUUCAAGAGCUGUUCUCGACUGCUCGAGAGGAAGUGCUCAAGUUAUCUGAAGAUAACAGUCGCUAUGUCCAGUUCUUGGAGGAUGUUAUUGUGCAAGCAUUUCUUCGAAUUUUGGAAAACUCCAUUGUCAUCUAUGCAAGAGCGAAAGACGUCGAUUUAGUCAAACAAGCCUCAGUAUCCGCUGCAAAGACAUACAAAGAAAUCAGUGGCAGGGAGGUUGAGACUCGUGUGGAAGGAAACCUGAAUGACGAUCUUGCUGGGGGAGUGAAACUCGCCAGUAGCACGGGCCGUAUCACACUAAACAAUACGCUCGAUGAGCGCCUUCGCCUGCUGGAAGAUAGGAUGCUGCCUGAAAUCAGGAAUGACCUGUUUGGUGCCAACGAGAAUCGGAAGUUUUACACAUAA